GAUUGUUGUUUACUUUGAGAAGAACCAAACAAAAGAAUUUUCCAUCUGGAGAUAAAGAGACCACAAAGUGUACAAUAAACAAACUAAAAGAAAAACAAUUCUAAUUUUAGAACUCGAAGAGAAACGAUUUGAGCAACAUGUUGAUGACGAUCAUUUCAAUGAUCGCCAGUGUGAACUAAACAAAAUGUUCUUUAGUUUAAUUUUUGUCGCCAAAUAGUAGACAGUGGAAAAUAUUAAAAAAAUUAUUUUAUUUGCUGGCUUGGAAGAAAUUGCAUCAUUAUGGUUUUUCGAAAAUAUUAUCAUUUUCAUAUAGUUGUGUUUGUCGCUUUUAUUUCACAAAUCAAUGGAGACAUAAAUUCUUCAAAUCCUAUAAGACCAACCAUACUUUUAGGGGCUCCAGCCCAAGUUAUAAAUGGUGAACACAUUUCAUUGGACUUUUAUGCAGCUGUAGAAUUGAGUGAUUGUGCAAAAAAUGAUUUGCAGACAUUACUUCACAAUUUUCUAGAGAAUUUGCAGAAAAAUCUUUCUACGUCAUCAAUUCUCAAUACGGUGGUGGCCAAACCAAUAGACAUUGAAAUGAAUCGAUAUCAACUAGGAAAAUUAAAUGAUUUGGCUGAUUACUUUCAACAUUCAUCAGAUACUGCGGGCCGAUUUGCACAAAAAGCUGAAAAUUUUUUCGAAACAUCCAAGAAUGAGAGUCACUCGUUGCUGCUUAAAUUACGACAAUUGCCAUCGGCUCAACGUUUUCUGCCCACUGCUGUGAAAAUGCGAUUAACAGAUUAUUUUGCUGAAAUGGAGUUUUUUCACGUUAUGUUUUCAGAAAUUAUCGAUGAGGCUCUUGAGUACAUUGUGGAUACUUUACGAUCGAUUCAAAGAACCUUUUUACGCUACGCCGAUAUUCAGAGGGAUACAUUACGCACUUGGAAUUUCAAAUCUGACGAAUGGUGCUGUAAUACUUACAUGGAUUUUCUGCAACAGUGGUCGGCGCACAUUUUCAAGUGUGCUGCCAGUAAUAAUCUCCAUGUUGCAUACGAUGUUUAUGCCACUACUGAAACAUCCACCAAAUACAUUAUGCGUCAACUGGAGUUUCGUAUACAACGUUUGUACAAUUGUUUCAUUUUUGGCAACUACGAACUGAGAUGCCAAUUUUUACGCAAACCAGAAAUUGAUUUUGAAAAACUUUUCGCUAAACUUGACGAAUUGCAACAAUAUUUCGAUAUAAAAAUAAAGGGCGGACGCGUUUCAAAUAAUCGUUCUGGUCGACGUCGACGCCAGCAAGAUGAAACUAAUAACAUCUACGACAAAUGCAUACCAUAUGGAUUUCCAGAUAUCCAAAUGACAACUAGUUUAAAAACAUGUUUUUAUUUUCCAAAUUCAAAUCAAGUUUAAAGAAAAUACAUACGCUCAAAAGUUCGUAAGUAAAUGGUCAUAUUAAAGAUGAAGAUCUGCUUCUGACCUAUGAUUAUGAUAUUAUGUAUAAUUUUGACUCUAUCCAUCCUAAUAUUUAUGUAUGAAUGUAUUGUGUGUAAAUAAUGAAAUAAUAAAUUCAAAUUCAACAGUAUAUAAAUUGGAAAAAAAUAAAUAUAAACAAACAAAAUUAUCAUCUGUUGUAUUUUCCCAAUUUAA
Messenger RNA from Lucilia sericata (common green bottle fly), 1626 nucleotides. RefSeq lists its product as uncharacterized. The record is from RefSeq and is a predicted model, not a curated record. The transcript has a single exon. Bases 280 to 1389 code for a protein of 369 amino acids. NCBI's taxonomy places the organism in Eukaryota, Metazoa, Arthropoda, Insecta, Diptera, Calliphoridae.